Molecule: messenger RNA, 1387 nt
Organism: Camelina sativa (false flax)
Lineage: Eukaryota; Viridiplantae; Streptophyta; Magnoliopsida; Brassicales; Brassicaceae
Product: putative glucan endo-1,3-beta-glucosidase BG4
Biological process (GO): carbohydrate metabolic process
Molecular function (GO): hydrolase activity, hydrolyzing O-glycosyl compounds
Source: RefSeq, a predicted model, not a curated record
ACUUUGCAGCAUAACAAAAGAAAAAGAAAGAAAAAAAAAAGUUUGGUUCAUUCUUCUUCUUCUUCUUCAGAGAAGUACAAUCUCUAUAAAAUAUAUUUUUCAGACCAAAAUAUCAUCAUGCUAUAUUCACCAGCGAAGCUGUUCUGGCUCUUCCUCUCGUGCAUUGUGCUGUUUGUCAACUACAACAAUAGUGGCUUCGUGACCGCAGCAAAUAGCAUUGGCUUGAACUACGGCCUCCUCGGAAAUAACCUCCCGCCUCCGUCCACUGUUAUCAACCUUUUCAAGUCCUUAAACGUUACUAAAAUCCGAAUCUUCAACCCAAACACUGAGGUCCUCAACGCCUUACGCGGCCGCCGCGAAUUUCAAGUCAUGGUUGGCGUUAGGGACGAGGAAUUGGAUCAUCUCAAGUCCAACGAAGAAAAUGUAAGGGAAUGGUUCAAGAACAACAUCGAGCCUUAUUUGGCCGACGUCAACAUUGCGUUCAUUACUGUCGGUAAUGAAGUCAUCCCCGGAAACUACGGUGAUUUUGUGCUUCCAGUCAUGCGGUCUCUCACCAACCUCGUCAAGUCGAGGAAUCUUCCAAUCUCGAUAAGCACCGUGGUGGCCAUGAAAAACCUCGCUCAAUCAUACCCACCUUCUAACGGAACGUUUACUUCCUUAGGACGUAAACAACUUGUUCCCGUUCUGCAACUAUUGUCCCAAACAAGGACGCCCAUACUUGUGAACAUUUAUCCUUAUUUUGCUUACGCGGAAGACCCAAAAAGCAUCCGUCUCGACUAUGCCACCUUCGACGCUAGGACUGUCGUGGUCCAAGAUAGACAACUGGGAUAUUCGAACUUGUUUGAUGCCAUUUUUGACGCAUUUGUGUGGGCGAUGGAGAAGGAAGGAGUGAAAGGUUUACCCAUGGUGGUGUCCGAGACCGGAUGGCCAUCCGCCGGGAAUGGAAGCUUAACCACACCAGAUAUCGCGGGUACCUACAACAGAAAUUUUGUGCAGCAUAUAAGAAGUGGAAAAGGGACGCCUAAGAGGCCCAACAAUGGUAUGGACGGAUAUAUAUUUGCAACGUUCAACGAAAAUAAGAAACCGGCCGGGGUAGAACAAAAUUUUGGGUUGUACAAUCCUAGCGAUAUGAAGCCCAUCUACAAGCUAUUUUAAAUUGUGAAAGUUUCUUACACUUUCCGGAUUAACUACUAGUAAUGCCUACAUGUUUGUGAAUUUAAGUGAACUUAAGAAGUGAUACACAUGUUAUAAGCAACUGAAGUCUAUGAGAUGAUGAGAUCUCGUAGAGUACCUUAGUUGACUUUGUAACACAUCUAGCUGUGUUGUAUUUUAAAACCAGUCUUCCAGCUGGUUUAAUAAAUAAACGUACUCUGUAUCUUCAUCUAUA